Messenger RNA from Parnassius mnemosyne (clouded apollo), 3915 nucleotides. NCBI's taxonomy places the organism in Eukaryota, Metazoa, Arthropoda, Insecta, Lepidoptera, Papilionidae. The record is from the annotation of a GenBank genome assembly.
GUCACUAUUUUGAAAAGAAGUCUAGUGAGAGGUGAGUAUCUUAAAACUUUCUGCAUUGCACUGACCAUUUACUAACAUUAAUAAAUAACUGACAAUCCAAUUUUAAGCUUCCAAGUGUCAAUUGAAUUUAUACUGGUGAAACAGUUAAUAAUAUAAUAAACGAGUCAUAAACAAUUUCGCAGUCGUAGGUACAUAAAGUAUUUUAUUCACGGUCUUUUAUACAGAUCACACCUAUUGUAAAUUAAAGAUUGGGAGUCUGAAAGCUAAACUGCUUUAAAGAACUGGGAAUACCAGCUAGUUGUUAGCAAUGGAUUGGGUUUCAAAUAAUCAUUUGACUUCAACUUUUGUAUAUAAUUAAGUUUGUCACCUUUAUAAAUACAAACAAUAUAAAUAUGUAUAAUAUGCGCCUUGACGCUGCCAUGUCCAAUGGUGGAGUGAGUCGACCAAUGAUUGUGAUUGAAUUGAAUGUGAUAACACAUAACCAGCUAGCUCACUAAUGUUGCACCGUAACAUCCGUUUUUGUUCAAAGAUAGUGAAAGAGCAAGCAAGUUCUUGAGAGAUUACUCAAAUAAUAGUUUACAGAAGGUGAAAAUAGUAAAUACUUGAGCUUUAUUUUUAUUUGAACUAGUUGGUUCCCGGCUCGUUGCUGCUGCAGAAGAAAUAAUUAUGGAAAUAUUGUUUUAAAUUUGAAAGAGUUAUAGGUAUUGUUUAAAUAAUUGAAAUUGAAUUAUCUAUAAUAUAAAAUGAAUUGCUGAAUGUGUUGCUAAGCGCAAAUCUCGAGAUCAGCUGAACCGAUUUCGCUAAUUAUUUUUUUAUAAUAUUUCUUGAAAUACGAAGAUGGUUCUUACGGAGAGAAAAAUUUAAAUAAUUGCCUGAAAAGCUCUUAAAAACAACACUUUUCUAUAUUCCCAUACAAAAGAAAACAUAAUAAUACUUAAAAGUCAAUUUGAACUUUAAUACCAUACUAUAAAUGUUUUUUUUUUCUUUUUUUUAUCUUAAUAGCUGACUCGGUGUCCCGAUAACAGCAGAAUAAGUAUUUAAAAAAAUAAAAAAUUAAAGAAUCGAUUGUUAAGCGGUAUGAAGUUCGCCGGGUCAGCUAGUAUAUUAUAAUUUUAAAAAAAAUUGUGGAUACGAUAUGCACGGCACAUGUUGUAUUUUCUACUGAUUUCAAAAAGGAGCCGGUACUCAAUUCAACUGUAUGUUUUUUUAAUGUGUGUUACCUCAUAACUUUUUACUGGGUGAACCGAUUUCGAUCGAAAGCUGGUGCUUCACAUGUGGUCCUGUAUAAAUUUGAUCAAGGUCUGACCAAUAGUUUUUGAGUUAUUCUUAAUAAUUUAUAUUGAAGUCAGUUGUACAAAAUUUUAAAUUAUUUAUUAUUAUUGUAUUUAUUACGCCUUUAACCUUUGUGCAACUGCAAGCAAUAAGUUGAUAAAGUUUUAGUGCAAUCUGAUAAACGGUAUGCGUGCGCUUAAAAUACGGACAAACAAACAUUAAUUUUUAUUAUUAUUAUUUAUUAUUAUCUGGUAAUAGGCGAGCAGCUUAUAGCUGAUAUGCCCAUAUCUGUGUUGGUGUUUUAUAUUAGUCCAAGUUCACACUAAGAAUACACUAAAUUGGAUUGUCCUGACACCAUUUGUCCAGUUUGUUUUUAAAACUAAUCACAGAGGGAGCAUCUACCACGUCUUGAGGCAACUUGUUCCAUAUAUUUAUAAUUCUGUUGUUUAGUGUGUGAUGUCCCACAUUAGUGUAUGAGCGGGUGUGGGUCAAUCUCAUAUAGUUAGGAUGUCUAGGUCGGUGGAUACUGCUGAUGUUAAAAAUAUGUGGCAGCUCUUUGCAAUUAUAUUUAUGUGUCAAUAUUUUGUAGGUCUCAAUAAGGUCUCCACUGGUGCGGCGAGAUUUCACCGUUGUUAGAUUCAAUAUUUUUAAUCUCUCUUCGUACGGCUUUUUGCGAAGGCAUAAUGGAGUUUUUGUGGCUUUUCUUUGUACACUCUCCAGCAAAUCUACAUCCUUAAGAAAAUAGGGGUUCCAAAUUUGAAAUCCAUACUCUAUCAGCGGUCGGAUGUAUGUUUUAUAAACCUUGAGCAAUGUAUCUGGAGUCAGAUAUUGAAACGAUCGUCUGAUUGCAUACAAAAUGCUGUUUGCUUUUUUGACAAUACUAUGGAUAUGGUCAGCCCACUUGAGGUCGGAUGAUAUUAAGACACCUAAAUCCUUGUGUGAGUUAACUGACAUUUCUCUGGGAUUGUUUCGACCUAGAUGCAAGACUGUGCAUUUAGAAGGAUUAAGUCUUAUAACCCAAUUUUUUGUCCACUCCUGUAUACGCUCUAAGUCUUCUCUUAAAGUUCCCUGGUUCAAUAGAGGAUUUCCGAAGUAUUUCACAUCAUCAGCAAAGAAACAGGCUUCUGAGUGUAUUAUAGAACUCAGAUCAGCAAGAAAAAUGCCAAAGAGGGUAGGCGCGAGUACAGAUCCUUGUGGCACUCCACUGAAGACAUCUUUAGGUUGCGAAUAUACAUUUCCAACUCUUACUUGAAAGGUUCUUCCAUUGAGAUAAUUUUUGAUCCAUUUCAGGUUUCCUCGGACACCCAGAUGUUCCAAUUUAACCAAAAGACGUCUGUGAGUUACCUUGUCAAAGACCCUUUCAAAGUCCAGGUAGAAUAUAUCCAAAGGAUUAUGUUUAUCAAAUUCCUCAGUCCAUCUGUGGUAGCAGGAAAGAAGGCUAGUUGUAGUCGAGUGCCGUUCCACAAAGCCAUGCUGGUUAUCUGGAAUAAUUUUCUCAUCUGCUAGGUACUUUUUUAUAUAUAAUCUUCUCCAUACAUUUGCAAACAAUACGAGUUAAGCUGAUUGGCCUGUAGUUAGCUGGAUCUAAUUUAUCACCCUUUUUAAAAACAGGUGUUACUAUAGCAUGUCUCCAGUCUUUUGGUAACUCACCUGAAGCAUAUGAUUCAUUCAUAAUAUUGACCAAGACAGGUGUGAUGGUUUCUGCGCAUGAUUGGAGAAAUACUCCAGGGAUAUUAUCAGGCCCAGUAGCAGAGUUUACAUUUAGGGACUUGAGAACCAUAAGCACAUCCUGUGAUGUGAAAUGGAUGUCAUCUAUGGAGUUUUUAACUCUUGGUAUAGGUAUGGAGAUAUUAUUAAGGUCUGGUUCAAAUGAGUAUGCUUUCUCAAAUUCACAAGCAAACGCUUCAGCAAUUUUUGACCCUUCAACCACAAGAUUGCCAAGUUCAUCACGUACUACAGCCGGUAGACCAACUUUAGAAGCCAUGCAACUGCGUAGGUGAUAUAGACUCUACGGUGGCUAACCGCUAAGUGAGCGGCGAGCCAAAACAACUGCCUUUUAUACAAACGGAUGACGCAACCGCUCUCUACCUAAGAAGCGAGCGACUGCGUCAUGCGAUAAAACAUGCGACCAAUCACCGCUGGACUUACGCAGCCGUUUGUAAAAUUAAAAACAAACCGCCGCGCAACGCCCACAUUAUUAGAGAGCAGGCUUGAAGAUAUUUAAGAGAGCACACACAGCCGCAGCCCUUUAUUAGACGAAAUUUCAUUAGCUCUAUUCAGACUUGCAAACAUUCACAAGAUUCCAAGACAGGAAUUGAUGCAGAAUCUGAAAAAAGAGAGUCUAGGCGUCUGGCUGAAUUUCGUAAGAAACUUAGAGAAACCACUCCUAUUAAAGAUCUUGGUGAACAACCAUUAACACACGAGGAAAAUGCAUUACCGGCAUGGCCUAAUGAUACUAAUCCUCAUACAGGAGAAGUAGGUGGACCUAGAGGUCCAGAACCAACUCGAUAUGGUGAUUGGGAAAGAAAAGGGAGAGUAUCAGAUUUUUGAUGAUUAAUUAAGUAUUAAAACAAUGUAAUAAAAUUAGGCAAAUUUUAAAUGCAUUAGUUAAUGCAAAUGCAUAAAUUAAAACAGUAUAGUUAC